Lutzomyia longipalpis is the source of this 1116-nucleotide messenger RNA. Its product is annotated as rhythmically expressed gene 2 protein-like. Lineage: Eukaryota; Metazoa; Arthropoda; Insecta; Diptera; Psychodidae. The record is from RefSeq and is a predicted model, not a curated record. The transcript has a single exon. The coding region runs from base 161 to 937 and encodes 258 amino acids.
AUACAUAAUACAUAUAUAAGAUUAAGAUUGACAAACUUUUAGGAUUCCUGAUUUUUUAUAUUCCUGGCCAUUCUGGGGAUGUAUUAAGUAGCAAAAGUGCUUAAUUGGAGUAUAUUUAUCAGUGCCAUAGUUUUUUCUUUGAGUGACAUAGUCGUAAAAUAUGAAUAAUCUAGCAAAAAAUCUAAAUAGAUUUCGUCUCAUAACGUUCGAUAUCACAGAUACCCUGCUCCGCUUCAAGACAGCCCCAGCUGUGCAAUAUGUCAAAGCUGCCUCGAAACACGGUUACUCCAAUGUGGACCAGACACAGAUUGCAAAUAAUUUCAGUCGACUCUUCCGGCAAAUGACAGAGAAAUACCCCAUUUUUGGAUAUCAUCAUCCGCAGGAAAUUAAGGGAUGGCGCGAUUGGUGGCGACAGCUGGUCAUCGGCGUCUUUGAAGCCUCCCAUGCAAAUAUUCCAGCUGCGGAUCUCGAAAGGAUUGCAAAUUAUCUAAUUGAAUGCUUUGAGACAAGCGAAUGCUGGCAGCGAUGCUCUUCAGCUAAACAUCUCGUUGAUGACAUCCAAAAAGUUGGAAAGAUCAUAGGGGUCAUUACGAAUUCUGAUCCAAGGAUAAGGAGUGUCAUUCGAAAUCUUCAACUUCCGGAAUUUGAUUUUAUCACAUGUUCCUACGAAGUUGGCUUUCAAAAGCCAAGUCAUGAAAUCUUUGAUGCUGCUGUGCAGCUAGCUGGUCAGGAUGUUCAAUCGUCAGAAUCUCUCCAUAUUGGCAACACACCACAUCUGGAUUACUUGGGAGCUCAUUCAGCUGGUUGGACUAGUAUACUUAUUACUAAUAACUGUGAUUCUUGGAAAAAGUACUCCAAGGAUAUCGACACAUCCAAGAUUUUCCCAACACUUCAACAAUUUCACGAAGCAUUGAAAGAAAAGCAUCUCAAUUUAUGAGCGUGAGAUGAAUAUUUUCUUAUUAUUAAGAAUUCUGAGCUUACUAAAAAUUAAAAAAAAAACUUAUGUUAAUCAUAACUCAUGUAUCAAAAAAAGGUACAACGAAAAGUUAUUUUUUUUUUAUAAAUAGUGUAGAUAGGUGUAAAAAAUUAACAAUGAAAUAUAUCAUAAAAAAUAAA